AGGAGACUCUGCAGCGACGGAUGGCAGAGAUGCAAAGGGCACAGGAAGAAGCGAAGAGAUCGAUCGAAAGAGCAAGGAGUGAGAUCGAGAGGGCAGCGCGCGAGAAGUUGGAGGCCGAGAUCAAGGCGGAGCAGGAGCGGCAAAGACAGCGGGAAGAGGAGAUCAGGCGGAUAGAGCGCGAGGCGAGGGAGAAGCUGGCGGGAGAGGUCAGGGCGGCCGAGGAGCAGAAACUCCCAGAGAAGCAGCUGGAGCUGCAGCGGCUUGAGGAGGAGCUGCGGAGUCGCAAGUCAGAACGUGGAAGCCGGCGCAUCUUGGGGGCUUUGAAGCUCCGCUGAGUCUAACUACCCUUUGGGGGGUAAGCUUCGCUGCGAGCAGUCAUGUUACAAAUAUCCUAUAUGAAUACUUGGCGUAUCAGCAAAGCCAUAGGAGAGGAGA
Thermothielavioides terrestris NRRL 8126 is the source of this 435-nucleotide messenger RNA. RefSeq lists its product as uncharacterized. The record is from RefSeq and is a predicted model, not a curated record. The coding region runs from base 30 to 335 and encodes 101 amino acids. Lineage: Eukaryota; Fungi; Ascomycota; Sordariomycetes; Sordariales; Chaetomiaceae. The transcript has a single exon.